AUGAAUGCUAUGUUGAGACUACAAUAUUUCCCAGACCUGUGGAAAAUCUCUGAGAUCAUUAUGAUAUACAAGGCCGGGAAACCUGCAAAUGAAAAGACCUCCUAUAGGCCAAUAAGUCUAUUACCAACAAUCUCAAAAUUGUUUGAGAAGAUAUUGUUAGAUAGAAUAAUGCCAUAUCUAGUUGAGAGAAAAAUCAUACCGGACCACCAAUUUGGCUUCAGAAGACAGCAUGGGACGAUAGAGCAAGUACACAGAGUCUGCGAGUACAUAAGGAGCACCCUGGAACAAAAGGAAUAUUGCUCUGCUGCCUUCCUUGAUGUCCAGCAGGCAUUUGAUCGAGUUUGGCACAAAGGUCUUCUGUGCAAAAUUAAAGAGAAUCUGCCUCAUACAUUGUUUACCAUAUUGAAAUCAUACUUAACUGACAGGUUGUCUUAUGUUAGGGAAUCGGAGGAGUGCUCAACCCUUUUGGAGAUAAAAGCGGGAGUACCACAGGGUUCUAUACUGGGACCAAUUCUUUAUGUGGUCUACACUGCAGACCUACCUGUAACGCCUGGCACCAUGUUGGCCACAUUCGCUGAUGAUAGGGCAAUUCUUGCAUGCCAUAGCAAUCCUGAUGUGGCAUCAAGCAAACUACAGGAAGCCCUAAAUAGAAUACACAGCUGGCUAGAACGAUGGCGCAUAAAAGCCAGUGCGGCCAAAUCCGUGCAUGUGACCUUCACCCUCAGAACUGGAAACUGCCCCUCUGUAACCCUAGGUAAUAACACUUUACCUCAGAGUAACUGUGUGCGCUACCUCGGCAUCCACUUAGACCAACGGCUGACAUGGAGGCAACACAUAAAUGCAAAGAAAGAAGAAAUCUCACUUAAACACAACAAUUUGUACUGGAUGCUCAGCCGCAACUCCAAGUUAUCACUAGACAACAAACUAUUAAUUUAUAAAACUGUCAUCAAACCGAUCUGGAUGUAUGGUAUCCAGUUGUGGGGGAGUGCCUCCGACAGUAAUAUUAACAUAUUACAACGCCAAGAAAAUAAAAUUCUUCGGACCAUGGCCAAUGUGCCAUGGUUUGUUCGUAAUUCGGAACUCCAUGAACACCUGCGAAUUGGCACAGUUAAGGAUGAGAUACGCUCUGCUGCUGUAACAUACAGGAAAAAGCUCACAAUCCACCCAAAUGAACUUGCACGCCAACUGACCAUAAAUAAAUAUACUGUACGCCUGAAAAGACACCACAUCAUGGAACACAUUCAUUGA
Molecule: messenger RNA, 1248 nt
Organism: Leptosia nina
Lineage: Eukaryota; Metazoa; Arthropoda; Insecta; Lepidoptera; Pieridae
Source: the annotation of a GenBank genome assembly